AUGAAGGCACUGCAGCAACUUCAACACGAGGGUAUCGUCAAGUUUUACGGCUACAGUAAAACUACGCAUGUUAUAUCCCUGUUUAUUGAAUACAUGCCUGUGGGAUCUUUGUCCAAGUACAUAGAAAAGCAAGGUGGUGUUCUUACCGAGGCUAAGACCUUGGAAUUUACCAAACAAAUCACCGCAGCAGUUAUUUAUUUACAUGGUAAAAAAAUUAUCCACAGAGAUAUAAAAGGCUCAAAUAUUCUCUUGAAAAACGAGUCGACUGUAAAACUAGCAGACUUUGGUCUCAGCAAGAUGCUUGACACUGUUUCCAAAACUCGAACAGCACGGAUCGGAACCUUAUACUGGAUGGCACCAGAAUUAUUUAAAGGUGUUCCAUAUAGCUAUAAAGUGGAUAUUUGGUAG
This is a messenger RNA of Physella acuta, 408 nucleotides long. Its product is annotated as mitogen-activated protein kinase kinase kinase 3. Lineage: Eukaryota; Metazoa; Mollusca; Gastropoda; Physidae. Gene Ontology annotation, biological process: protein phosphorylation. Gene Ontology annotation, molecular function: ATP binding; protein kinase activity. The record is from RefSeq and is a predicted model, not a curated record.